GCUUCGACGGCGACCUCCCUCUAGCGUGCCCCGAAACACAGUAUACGUCGCAUGAGUUUUGAUCAUGGGUUUUUAAAGUUAUAUGUAUUUAAAUACAAAUUAAUUUUCAAGGCUGUGCUCUUACGUCAGCAUGCUAACUAUGGCGGUUGAUAUGGUUUCAGUUUGUUUGGAGUUCACGUUAAAUAGAUACAUUGGUCAUUCGGUAGUAGGGGAGACCACGUACAACACUUCUAUCUCCACUUCUUCGCUUGAUCACUGUUUCCGGGAAUGUUUUGAAGACAGCCUGUGCUACACAAUAACGUAUUCCUCCAACAUGUGCUACAAGUACGGAUGUGAUGGUAAUUGUCAGCUGGCCUCUAACGGUGCAAAUGAUGUUUACCAGCGCGUUUGUCUGGAAGAUUGCAUGCCGUUGAUUAACACAUCACAAUACGACGUAACAAUAAUUGGCGGUUUUUCACACGGGGCAAUGGCGAAUUACACGUGUAAACCAGGACAUACCUAUCACACCGGGAACCUUACAAGGAUAUGUAACACUAACUAUUGGUCAGGCUUUGCCCCACAGUGCGUUGCUGAUUGUAAACAACCGACAGCGAUUGUGAAUGGCUCCGUCAGUUUGUCCAACGGUACCUCACUUGGCAGCACAGCGACAUACCGGUGUCAAGCCGGGUUCCAGCUGGCUAAUGGGGCUUCAAGUCUUGUAUGCGAUGAGAGAUCGCAAUGGAACGGUACACAUCCAAUCUGUGAAAUAAUAGAGUGCGGCCGACCUUCCGAUGUGCAAAAUGGAUCAUACAAUUUUUCGUCCGGAAUUCAGUACGGUAGCGUUGCCACGGCGUCGUGCUAUUCGGGGUACGAGACCAAUGACACUGCAAUGAUCGUGUGUGGUGAUGAUGGCAAUUGGAAUGGCUCUCUCCCCGACUGUGUUCCAGUUGAUUGUAAAUCGGCCCAAAGCAUUGAAAACGGAACUGUCGCCUUUACAGGAACAACUUUUAACCAUACUGCAUUCUAUAACUGUAUGCCCGGCUUUGAAUUAGUUGGACCUAACCUGAUGAAGUGCAAUCAGUCGGCGGAAUGGGAACCAUAUGUACCAAGAUGCCAAGUUAAGGAUUCCAAAAGCGUACCAAAGAAUCUGUACAUCAUGCCGUGCAUUUGUUACAACAAGACGUUCACUGGGCUUACCGAGGAGCAGAUUAUAGAUCAGUUGAUACAGAACACCUCGAUAGACACUCGCAACACCACCAUGGCGCUCAGCAAAUUAAGCUGUCGGCGCGAUGACCGACCUUUCUGUGUCAUAACCGGUUACGUUGCCAUCGGCGUUAUCGGCGGGAUGCUUCUACUGGUGGUCCUUUCAGAUUUGCCAAGACUAAUCCGUCAUUUUAGAUACCAUUUUUAAUAUGCUUAUACAACAAUUUACAGCUUUUGAUUAAAAUGUACUAACACGUUGUUUGUCGCCUGUACAUAAAGCACGUGAUCAUGAGUGAUUAUGUUGUGUGUUUUUUCAUAUUUGUUUUAGUGGCAGUCAGCUUUUAUUACCCUUAGCAUGCACUUUUGCUACAAGUUGGCUUUACGAUUCGUGUUUAAUGCUUUUAAACAGAAAAGGAAAUAUAUCUUACGUUCAUUUACGUGAACUGCAGGACCACACUUUUAUAGUUAAAAGUUUCGUUUGCAACCAUUUGAAUCACAUCAAAUAUUUACGUACAGUAUUUGAUAGAUGAUUAUAUUUAAUUAACGACAGGUAGGAAAAAAGAACAAAGUGGAUGGUUUUCAAUGGUAUGAUAGUUUUCAUAAAAUUAUCGGUACAUUACGAGUCGAUUACAUAGACAUAUAUUGGUAUGUGUGCAUUAUUUUUCGUGUAUUUGUUUAAACUUAUAUGCACAUUCAGAUCAAAUUACAAAGACGAAUAUGCUUGUGUGUUUUUUAUUGUGUGUUUCUUAAAAUUUUCUGUAAAUUCCGAUAUAAUUAUUGUGACGAAUGUGUUUGUGCUAUUCUUUUAGCUUGUUUGUUUCUUAAU
Dreissena polymorpha is the source of this 2008-nucleotide messenger RNA. RefSeq names its product sushi, von Willebrand factor type A, EGF and pentraxin domain-containing protein 1-like. NCBI's taxonomy places the organism in Eukaryota, Metazoa, Mollusca, Bivalvia, Myida, Dreissenidae. The transcript is spliced from 4 exons. The coding region runs from base 131 to 1390 and encodes 419 amino acids. The record is from RefSeq and is a predicted model, not a curated record.